Molecule: messenger RNA, 1413 nt
Organism: Opisthocomus hoazin
Lineage: Eukaryota; Metazoa; Chordata; Aves; Opisthocomiformes; Opisthocomidae
Source: RefSeq, a predicted model, not a curated record
AUGGUGGAAGUGAACAGGGCUCCGGCUAAUUGCCUGCACCCCCCGGGGACGGGCGCUCGCACCCUGCUGUGGCUGCUGGCCUUCCUGGGCUCGCUGGCCCUCCUGGUCCAUGCCUAUGCCAAGUGUGUGGGCUUGUACUUCCAAAACCCCCACAACACCCAGCUGGAGGAGGAGACGACGCGCAACAAGACCUUCCCUGCUGUCACGCUCUGCAACAUCAACCCUGCCCGCUUCUGGCAGCUCUCUGGCCAUGACCUGUACUGGGCUGGGGAGNNGCUGGGUCUGUCCGGGGACAACCGCUCGCUGGUUCCCGAGAUGCUGGCCGUGCUGGGGGAGGACCGGCGCGCCUGGCUGACGCGUCUCGCCAACUACUCGCGCUUCUUGCCGCCCCGCCGCUCUGACCGCACCAUGCAGAGCUUCUUCCACCGCCUGGGCCACCAGAUUGAGGACAUGCUGGUGGAAUGCCGCUUUCAGGGAGAGCGCUGCGGCCCCCAGCACUUCGCCCCUGUCUACACACGCUAUGGUAAGUGCUACACCUUCAACGGGGACCGGAGGAACCCGCGAGUGACCCGCCAGGGCGGCAUGGGCAACGGGCUGGAGAUCAUGCUGGACAUCCAGCAGGAAGAAUACCUGCCCAUCUGGAGAGAGACCAAUGAGACAUCAUUUGAAGCUGGCAUCCGGGUCCAGAUCCACAGCCAGGAUGAGCCGCCCUACAUUCAUCAGCUGGGCUUCGGUGUCUCGCCCGGCUUCCAGACCUUCGUGUCCUGCCAGGAGCAGCGGGGACCACCCCAUCCCCUCCACGCGCUGGAUCAGCCCCUCUCCCACCCUCCUUACACCCCAGGCAAUGAGUCCAUCUGCUCGCCCAACGUGUACAUCGAGUGUGCUGACCACACGCUGGACGCGGCGGUGGAGGACAGCCAGGAGCGCUGCAGCUGCCCCACGCCAUGCAACCUGACGCGCUAUGGCAAGGAGAUCUCCAUGGUGCGCAUCCCCAACAAGGGCUCGGCGCGUUACCUCGCCCGCAAGUACAACAAGAACGAGACCUACAUCCGGGAGAACUUCCUGGUGCUGGACAUCUUCUUUGAGGCGCUCAACUACGAGGCCAUUGAGCAGAAGAAAGCCUAUGACCUUGCUGGGCUUCUUGGGGACAUUGGGGGACAGAUGGGCCUGUUCAUCGGCGCCAGCAUCCUUACGAUCCUGGAGAUCCUGGACUACGUCUACGAGGUAAUCCGGGACAGGGUGAGUCGGGUCCUGCGCCACUCCAAACCACCCCUGAAGAAGCCCUCGGGCAGCAUCGCCACGCUGGGACUGGAGGAGCUCAAGGACCAGAGCCCCUGCGAGACACUGGGCCGGCACGUGGAGGGUGCCUACAACGCGGGCAUCCUGCCCAACCACCACCACCGCCACACCUAC